UCCAGCACUGAGACUCUUAAACUGUUUGUGCUGAAGGGACAAAAUGUUCGUCUGGAUGUCCAGGGAUAUGCUAAACUAAAAGAUAUUGAUGAUUUAAAGUGGACGUUUAACAAAUCUCACAAUUUAGUAAAAUACUUCAAUGAAUCAUCAAAACUGAAAGCAUUUCCUAAAUACCAAGGCAGGGUUGAGUUUAGUGAGGGAAAAUUCUCUGUACUACUGAAGAACCUACAGGAAGGAGACAGUGGACUUUACCAUGCAGUAGUGAGUGGUGAAGAAAACAAAGAUGUUGCCAAGUACCAGAUAUCAGUUCAUGGUAGGUUUUCCUCCUUCCUUCCCUCCCGCUCUUUUUUUGUAUCACUAUGGUUACAGAGCUGUAGCAAUCAAUAGUGAAAUGUGUAUUCUAUCUCAGGUUAAAUGUACUCUUAAGGUACAGAAAAUGUCAACCACAGUAAAUGGUGACUAGAAUAAUUAUCAGCCAUUUUGUGUGUGUGUGUGUGUCUGUGUAAAUGCGUAGGCGUGCGUGUGCAUUUGUGUGUGUUUUCCUAACCAUGUCUAUUUGUCUGUUUAUCUACUUGUUUUCAGAGUUCCGUUUAUUUUUUUUUUUUUUACCCCAUCAAAGUUGCCCAUCCCUUUUGUAGAGCAUUGAACAGCCACUGAGAAAUAUUAAAUGUAUUGAUUUGAGGUCAUUAAAGGCCUUGUUUUAUACCUGGGUCACCAUUCAUAAAUGUAUAGUGAAGUUGUUGCUGUAUGUUUUUAUUCUCCAGACUCCAGAUAACAGUCAAGCAGGUGGUGAAGAGCAGGUGUCUCCAGGUCCUGGUCCAGCAUCACCCUCCAUCUACAGUAUGGUGGGACAUUCCAACCCCCAGCCUUUGAACCAUCCCACCAUGGUGCGAGACCAGCCUCCAACUGUGGACCUCCCCAUGAGCCCCAUGCCCCCCAUGCCUGAGAGUUUAUAUGCUGUGGUGGGGGAAAAGCCUAGCAAACAAUAAUCAGGAAUUUUAACAUCUUAGGCCGGAAUUCUAUUCAAUUUGAUUAGAUAACCCUUUGUCAGCUAAGCAUCUUUUAAAGGUUACCACAUUGGCUGAGACAGCAUUCACGAUAAAUGCUGCGUAUGUUAGCUCAAUUGGAAAUUAUCUGUAAAUGGUGCCUAGAUGACAAAGUAUGAUCACAUUGAAUUCUUAAAAUUGAAAGGCAAUUUUCCCGCGGUUUGCAAAGACUGCAUUCCCAGAAACAAGAUUUUUCUGGUCUGAUGAAACCAAGAUUGAACUCUUUGGCCUGAAUGCCAAGCGUCACGUGUGGAGGAAACCUGGCACCAUCCCUACGUUGAAGCAUGGUGGUGGCAGCAUCAUGCGGUUGGGAUGUUUUUCAGCGGCAGGGACUGGGAGACUAGUCAGGAUCAAGGGAAAGAUGAACGGAGCAAAGUACAGAGAGCAUUGACGAAAACCUGCUCCAGAGCGCUCAGGACCUCAGACUGGGGCGAAGGUUUACCUUCCAACAGGACAAUGACCCUAAGCACACAGCCAAGACAACGCAAGAGUGGCUUCGGGACAUGUCUCUGAAUGUCCUUGAGUGGCCCAGCCAGAGCCCGGACUUGAACCCGAUCGAACAUCUCUGGAGAGACCUGAAAAUAGCUGUGCAGCGAAGCACCCCAUCCAACCUGACAGAGCUUGAGAGGAUCUGCAGAGAAGAAUGGGAGAAACUCCCUAAAUACAGGGGUGCCAAGCUUGUACCGUCAUACCCAAGAAGACUCGAGGCUGUAAUCACUGCCAAAGGUGCUUCAACAAAGUACUGAGUAAAGGGUCUGAAUAUAUAUGUACAGUAAAUGUGAUAUUUCAGUUUUGUAUUUUUAAUAAAUGUGCUAAAAAUUCUAUAAACCUGUUUUUGCUUUGUCAUUAUGUGGUAUUGUGUGUAGAUUGAUGAGGAUAUUUUUUAAAAAUCAUUUUAGAAUAAGGCUGUAAUGUAACAAAAUGUGGAAAAAGAGAAGUCUGAAUACUUUCCGAAUGCACUGUAUAUGUUGUUUUUUAUUUUUUCAUUUUUUAAAACUCAGUCGGGGUCUUAACUUACUGUUGAAAAAAAAUUGAGUUCCGUUUUUGUUCUUUUCUACCCCCAUCAAAGUUGCCCAUUCCUGUUGUACAGUCACUGAGAAAUACUUAAUUUAUUGAUUUGAGGUCAUUAAAGACCUUGUUUUUUACCUGGGUAACCAUUCAUGAAUUCAUAGUGAAGUUGUUACUCUAUGUUUUUAUUCUCCAGAUUCCAGAUAACUGUCAAGCAGGUGGUGAAGAGCAGGUGUCUCCUGGUCCUGGCCCAGCAUUACCCACCAUCUACAGUUUGGUGGGACAUCAACACCCCCAGCCUGUGAACCACCAGCCUCCGCCUGUUGACCUCCCCAUGUCCACCAUGUCCACCAUGCCCCUCAUUCCUGAGAGUUUAUAUGCUGUAGUGGGGAAAAAGACUAGCAAACAAUAAUCAGGAAUUUUAACAUCUUAGGCCGGGAUUCUAUUCUAAUUGUAUUAGAUCACCUGUUGUCGGCUAAGCAUCUUUUAAAGGUUCCCGCGUUCGCUGAGACAGCAUUCACAAUAAAUGCUGCGUAUGUUAGCUCAAUCGGAAAUGAUCUGUAAAUGGUGCCUAGAUGGCAAAGUGUGAUCGCAUUGAAUUCUUUAAAUUUAAAGGCAAUGUUCCCGUGUUCGCGGAGACUGCAUUCCCGGUAAACCUUACAUAUGUCUGCUCAAUCAGAAAUCACCUUUAUAUUUAAAUCGUACUAUAACGCUGAUCUUCCGCGGUCCGGAUUGAAUCUACACCUUACUCUCAAUAGCCCUGUUUAUACCUGGUUCUAACAUGUGUCCAAAAUAGGUAGCGUGGACAUAGAGUUGUAAGAGAAUGAGCAGUGGAUAUACAAAUAUACAGUGUAUCUGCAGGACAGCAGCAUCCCAUCCUGCAUCCCACUGCUGGCUUGUCUCUGAAGCUAAGCAGGUCCUGGUUGGUCCCUAGAUGGGAGACCAGAUGCUACUGGAAGUAAUGUUGGAGGGCCAGUAGGGGGUACAUAUCCUCUGGUCUGAAGAUCGAAUCCCAGGCAGUGAAGGGGGCAUACGGCGCUGUCUUUCAGAUGGGAUUUCAAAUCGGUGUCCUGACAAUCAAUAAACAUUCCAUGGCACUUAUUGCAAGAGUAGGUGUGUUAACCCUGGUGUCCUGGCUAAAGUCUGAACUUGGGCCAUGUAAUCAUCCCCCCUCAUUGGCAUUUACUCACUUCUCCACCAUGCUAGCUAAUGUGUGGAUGAGGUGAGUUUCCCCCUUACCGAUGACGCUCUUUGCAGACAGGAACAUUUAAUUUAUUUUGCUUAUUGCGUUUCCAUAUAUAAUUUGUACAUUCAUGUUUUUAUUCGUUUACAUAUUUAUUUUAAAGUAAAAAAUGUAUAUUAUUUACAUUUUAGUAAUUUAGCAGACGCUCUUAUCCAGAGUGACUUAGAUGAGCAAUUACGGUUAAGUGCCUUGCUCAAGGGCACAUCAACAGAUUCUUCACAUAGUCGUCUCUGGCAUUUUUUAUUAGUCCACUGUCUAUAAAUGUUUUGCAUGUCAUCAGUCAAGUUUUCAAAAUAUAGGCUUUUCAAGAAGCAAAUGCUGUGUUCAAAACUACUGGGAACUCAGAGAAAAAAUUUGCUCCAACUGAGAAAAAUACUUUUUGAACAGUCAACCAAUUUGGAAUUCCAAGUCGGAAACUCUGAAAACUUUCUAAAUAAUAAUAAUAGCCAUUUAGCAGAACGCUUUUAUCCAAAGCGACUUACAGUCAUUGUGCAUACAUUUUUACGUAUGGGUGGUCCGGGGAUUGAACACACUACCCUAGCGUUACAAGCGCCAUGUUCUACCAAUUGAGCUACAGAGGACAUCAGGCAUUCCGACCUGAGAUCACUUCACCCCCCCAAAAAGUUGGAGUUCCCAGUUGUCUGAAAGCAUCAAAAGUGCCGCUUGCCACAUCAUCAUGAUUCUGUGGCAAGUGACACUUUGCUUCUUAAAAGUCCAUAUAUUUAAAGAAAAUAUUUAACAAAAAUGUUUGCCCUGUGCCUAUGUGCAUUUCCCCAGCAGAGGUCCAAUGUUGAACAUAAUAAAAGACUCAUCAGCCACAUUUCAUCUCAAGCCUUGCUGUGGAAGGAUGGUUUUCAAGCAAAAAUCUCACGAUACAUUGGCCCCCAUUCUUCUUUCCUUUACAGGUCACGUUCGUCCGGUCCCUUUGCAGAAAAACAGCCCCAAAGCAUUUGAUGGUCCACACCAGCUUCACAGUAGGGGUAUGGUUGCCUUUGGAGGCACAUCAGAUUCUUUGUCCUCCAAACAUGACGAGUUGAGUUUGUACCAAAAAGUUAUAAUUUUGGUUCAUUGACCAUAUGGACAUUAUCCAACUCCUCUUUGAUCAUCUCCAAAUGCUACUCAGACGGGCUGGACAUGUACUGCUAAGCAGGGGGACACGUCUUGCAAUGCAGGAUUUGAGUUACCCUGGCGGCGUAGUGUGUUACUGAUGGUAGGCUUGUUACUUUGGUCCCAGCUCUUGCAGGUCAUUCACUAGGUCCCCCCGUGCGGUUCUGGGAUUUUUGCUCACCGUUCUUGAUCAUUUUGACCAAGCGGUGAGAUCUUGCGUGGAGCCCCAGAUUGAGGGAGAUUAUCAGUGGUCUUGUAUGUCUUCCAUUUCCUAAUAAUUGCUCCCACAGUUGAUUUCUUCAAACCAAGCUGCUUACCUAUUGCAGAUUCAGUCUUCCCAGCCUGGUGCAGGUCUACAAUUUUGUUUCUGGUGUCCUUUGACAGCUCUUUGGUCUUGGCCAUAGUGGAGUUUGGAGUGUGACUGUUUGAGGUUGUGGACAGGUGUCUUUUAUACUGAUAACAAGUUCAAACAGGUGCCAUUAAUACAGGUAACGAGUGGAGGACAGAGGAGCCUCUUAAAGAAGAAGUUACAGGUCUUUGAGAGCCAGAAAUCUUGCUUGUUUGUAGGUGACCAAAUACUUAUUUUCCACCAUAAUUUGCAAAUAAAUUCAUUAAAAAUCCUACGAUGUGAUUUUCUGGAUUUUUUUCCCUCAAUUUGUCUGUCAUAGUUGACGUGUACCUAUGAUGAAAAUUACAGGCAUCUCUCAUCUUUUUAAGUGGGAGAACUUGCACAAUUGGUGGCUGACUAAAUACUUUUUUUCCCCACUGUAUGUUGUUUUUUAUUUUUUCAUUUUUUAAAACUCAGUCGGGGUCUCAACUUACUGUUGAAAGAAAUUUGAGUUCCGUUUUUGUUCUUUUCUACCCCCAUCAAAGUUGCCCAUUCCUGUUGUACAGUCACUGAGAAAUACUUAAUUUAUUGAUUUGAGGUCAUUAAAGACCUUGUUUUUUACCUGGGUAACCAUUCAUGAAUUCAUAGUGAAGUUGUUACUCUAUGUUUUUAUUCUCCAGAUUCCAGAUAACAGUCAAGCAGGUGGUGAAGAGCAGGUGUCUCCUGGUCCUGGCCCAGCAUUACCCACCAUCUACAGUUUGGUGGGACAUCAACACCCCCAGCCUGUGAACCACCAGCCUCCGCCUGUUGACCUCCCCAUGUCCACCAUGUCCACCAUGCCCCCCAUGCCUGAGAGUUUAUAUGCUGUAGUGGGGAAAAAGACUAGCAAACAA
Messenger RNA from Coregonus sp. 'balchen', 5625 nucleotides. Lineage: Eukaryota; Metazoa; Chordata; Actinopteri; Salmoniformes; Salmonidae. The record is from the annotation of a GenBank genome assembly.